GUGAAGGGGUCUAUACGAUGGACGCUUCACUAUCCCAUGAUGCCCCGGGAGAGGAGUUAUCGAAGAAGAAGAGGCAUGCGGCUGUUUUCGCCAUAGAUAUGUAUAAAGGCUAGAUGGCUCGUCCGCGCUGAUGGCCAAUUGAGUGGAACGUCCGCAGUUUGGCGGCCAUCUUACGACAGGGCGCUCGCUCACUCGUAGCAUUGAGUUUUAAUGAUGCAGGUACUUUUAAAUGACCAUAACUUGCUUAAUUUUUUACCGAUUUUCAAACGGAUUGGUUUGUUAUAAACGUCAAAGAUGUACCUAUGACACUGAAUACGUAUACUAAAAAUAAAAAAUAAAUUCAUGAAACAUGUUAAAGCAUCCAGAAUUAUAGCCACGUUAAUAACGUUUGUAAAAAACCAAACCGUUUGUAAAUCCGUCAAGAAUUCAGCAAGUUACGAGCAUUUUAGUUGGCGUAUGUCACUCACCUUCCGUCCACAGCAGCAGGGAGCAGCACUAUGGCAGCACUGACCUAAGAUGGCCGCCAAGUGACGACACAGCUGACUCCGCCUUGAGCCAUCUAGCCUUUAUACAUAUCUAUGGUUUUCGCGCUGAAAUGACAUGACGUGAUGACGACGUAUGUCACGUGAUGUAGCAACAUGGCGGAUGUAGUACGUCCGAAUCUCAUUCAUACUACCAGGAUUCAUACUAUACAGUACCUACUGUUUUAACGCCAAGUAAGUAGGUACUUCAUCUAAUUCAGUACCUACUAUACAGUAUGCAGUUUCGGACGCAGCCAAAGAGUCUGGCCACGCCCCAUUGCAAAGUGUUACUUCCGUUAAGGAGGGUCCUCUGUUGAAGUUUAAAACUAUUGGAUCUGCCCAGAGUCACUCAGGAUCUGCCAUAGGUGAUCGCUUACGUGUGGUCGUGACGUUUAUCAUGCGCUGAAACCGUCCGGAAACAACAAGUCCGAAUGAUCAGACCAACAAAGCUUAUCAAAAAAAAUUUUUACUCCGGCUUUAACUUCAGUAUAUUCGGCAGUUUUGCAACAACAGACCGAAUAGUUUUUCUCACGUAUUUCUACGCUGCCAUUACUGAACUACAACUCAAACUGACGCACGACCUCAACGUCACCGUUCUUAGCCACUCCCCUCUGUUCGCUGAUUGGACCUGCAGAUUUUUGCAGGAGAAAACGAAACUCUACACAGCAGUCCCAGACAUAGUACUGAAGCGAAAUGAAAAUUAAGCGGACGCAUGUAGGAGGGCGGAGCCAGGCUAGCUUCAAAGGGCUCUAAAUAAUCAAUUGAGGCAUACGGGUCUAGCAAAACGAUCGUCAUCAUAAUAAAAUAUUGAAAAACGGUGGUGUUUUCCCUUAAAUGUUAUUCUUAAUCUCUCAUAAAUUAAAAGUUAUCAUUAUUAGUAUAACUAUGCAAUAUGCAAAGUUUUGUUAAUCAAAGCAAGCAAAACAAAUCAAACAGUAAUAUUACAUUUUCUGAUUUAAAGGUAAUUGAAAUAAAUAUUAAAAUAAAUAUUUUGGUUUUUGAGAAUUAUUAUUAUUAUUAUUAUUAAUAAAUUAUCAAUAUCUUAUAUUGAUUCUAUAAACAAUAUUUUUUAAACAAAAUAAUUUGUUUCAUACACACAAAUUUUAUAAAAGGUCUACAGGAUUUCUAUAGCAUUGUCUUGCCUUUCCUAAUGUGUUUACCCAAAACUUAAAAUCGAAUUACUUUUAUUAUGUAGCUGCUAUAAAUAGAAGAAUAAAAAAGUGAAGUUCAAGGUCUAAAAAGUCUUUUGUUUUGUAAACAAUUGACAGCCACGGAUGACGUCAUUGCACAUAUUCAACACUAGAUGGCAGCUCAAGUCUGAUGAUGAUUUGGUUUGUGGAUGGUCAUGUUUACACAUAAAGUGUCUUUGUUGCACAAAUAAUAACAGAUUAUACACUUUGCAACCCAAUCACAAAUUGUUGUCACAGUUGUGUUGUUGUAUUUAUAGCUAUUCUUACUUCCUGUAACAUGUACACUAACUGCAAACAUCCCUCAAUGAAACAGGUCAAGCACCUCUUGUAGACAGAGAAAGGUUAGGGGUCAAAGUGUAGCAAAGGUCAAACUAUUCAAGUGUUUUGUUUUUCUCUACCUAUGUGUGUAUAUGAAUUAGUUUGUAUAUUUGUCCGUCUUUUAAUAUGUCUGUUAAACGAGGAAUGUUACCGAGUUCCUUUAUGACCCUCAACAAACUCAAUAAACCUUACACACGUUCAAAACCACACACAUAUGCUGUAGAGCUGACCUGAGAAAGCAUUAUAUUACACUACUUAACUGCAUUUAUAUUGUAUGUGAUAUAUAUUCAUAUAUAAGCAUUAGGUAAUUAAAAAAAAUGAUUUAAGGUUUUUAGUAUAUCACAAUCUGUUAGAAACUGAGUGUUUGCAUGUGUAUAGGUAUGAGUGUGUGUGUGUGUGUGUGUGUGUGUGUGUGUGUGUGUGUGUGUGUGUCUGUCUAUAAGGGGGUGGGUGUACCAUUGCAUGUCAGACAGCAAAGAGCCACAGUUAUCUAAGAAUCUGAGCCAAAAGAGCCUCACAAACAAAAAGGGAGCACAGGAGAGGGAGGGAUAGAAGAUCAAAUAAAAGAGAAAAACAGGAGACGAGACUCUGUGGAGCGCAUAGUGAGAUAGGAAUACAAUGUGUAGGACAGAGCAAUAGACUAUAGAAGAAGCUGCACAAUUUGUUACAGGGCAAGUAUUAAAGAUACAGUAAGUACACAGAGGCAACAGGUGCAUACUAUUUCUCUGGACUCCACUGCGGUUUCCCACAGGCGGUCCCAACAUCAUGCGUGUAUGUGUGUGCGUGUUACCCUUGCUUUUGCUGGGAACGAACAUGAUGUACAUUUGUGUUGGUCAGAGGGAUGCUUUGGUGGCCGGACCCCCCAACAGCAUCGCAACAGCUUCACCUCAUAAAAUUCAUCACCCGCAGGACACACGGCUCAAAAAAGGUCCAGAGAAUCGCAGAAUCGCACAGGUGUCUGACGCUUCUGAACGUCUCAUCCAGCUUCAGCGUUGUAUGCUACAACAUGAAUCGGUGGUUUUGAGUCAGACAGACAGCUCUGAAUCGAUUGUAGGCUUUUUGGCUCUUAUGGCAGCAGUGCUAACAGAAUGUGACCUCCGCUGCCAUACUCACAGACUUAAAGAGUUGAGCACCAGACUCGAAAGUGUGGUGGGCAGAGGUGGAGAGAAAGACUUGCUGCUGUUGUUGAAGAGUAUCACACGUUCCACACCUAACAGCCCCAAACCAAGGACACCUACAGUUCCUCCCUCCGCAGGCCUUUACCCUCAAGACUGUCAAGAGAUCUACCAGUUAGGAAUCAAAGAGAAUGGAAUUUACACCAUACAACCAGAUCCAAAGCAGCCAGCGCUGGAGGCUGUGUGUGACAUGACUUCAGCCGGAGGGGGGUGGACAGUGUUCCAGCGUCGGUUUGAUGGACAAACUGACUUUAAUCGAACCUGGCAGGAAUACCGUGAUGGAUUUGGCUCACCGCAGACAGAGCACUGGUUAGGCAAUGCAGUUCUCCAUGCCCUGACCUCUAGUGGCCAUCACACACUCCGCAUCACCCUUCAAGACUGGUACGAACAGAAGCGCCACGCAAACUAUAACACCUUUAAAGUGGCAGGAGAAAACCAGAGGUUUCGCAUCACUGCUCGAGAUUACUACGGGGAUGCUGGCAAUGCCCUCAGCUAUAGCAGACAGUAUAAUCACGACGGCAGAGCGUUCAGCACAUAUGAUCGAGAUAAUGACCGCUAUGCCACUGGUAACUGUGCCCGCUACUAUGGUGCAGGCUGGUGGUUUGACUCCUGUUUGGCUGCUAACCUUAAUGGACGCUACUACAAUGGGCGUUACACUGGCAUCACAGAUGGAAUCUACUGGGGCACCUGGUAUAUCCUGACUGACUAUCGCUCAGGGGAAAGAUACUCAUUCAAAAGUGUCGAAAUGAAAACAAGACCCAAACGGAGCUAGGACAGACUUGAAUUUGUAUUUUUUCUAAUGACAAUGUAAGAAUAUAAUCUUGUGAUUUUGACGUGUACACAUAUUCUUCCUUGCACUCUGUAUUUCAGGGGUUCUUAAAGUUGGGUUCGGGGACCCCUAGUGGUCCUCAAUCCUUAGCCAGGUGGUCUGUGAAAUAAUUUGUUAUAAAUAAUAUAAUUGUGUUUUAUAUAAUACUAAAUGUUUUAUAAAGGACUGUUAAUUAUAUUGUAACUUGGACCUGCAAUAGUAAACUUUUUAUUUGAAGAUUUUCAGUAUGUUUAUAAACAUUUUCUUACACAAUAAAUUUUCAAAUGCCACAGUGUAAGCUGGUUGAACUCCUUGCAUGUUUCUAUUUAUAUUUAUAUCUAUAUCAAAGGCAUGAAUUUAUUUUAAUUCUUAAUUAAACAUGGGACUUCAUUUAAGCAGGGAUGGGCAACUUCAGUGCCUAAACGUUUCUAGUAUGCCUAGUAAGACCCUAAUUGGCUGCUUCAGGUGUGUUUAAAGGCGGAGUGCACAAUGUUUGAAAAACACUUUGGAAAAGGUAGUCGGGCCGAUUACCAAAACACACUUGUAGCCAAUCAGCAGUAAGGGGCGUGUCUACUAACCAACAUCCUUGACUGGGUUGCGUAUGUGUGGGGCAGGUGUAUAAAAAGAAGGUCCAGAUUCUAUUGGGGUAGGGGUGUGUAUGUUUAGGUGAUUUCAAAUAUCAACAUUGGCUUUCAAACAUUGUGCCUUUAAUUAUGGUUGUAGCUAAACUAUGCAGAAC
Molecule: messenger RNA, 4751 nt
Organism: Misgurnus anguillicaudatus (oriental weatherfish)
Lineage: Eukaryota; Metazoa; Chordata; Actinopteri; Cypriniformes; Cobitidae
Product: fibroleukin
Biological process (GO): positive regulation of heterotypic cell-cell adhesion; blood coagulation, common pathway; fibrinolysis
Cellular component (GO): fibrinogen complex
Molecular function (GO): extracellular matrix structural constituent; protein-macromolecule adaptor activity
Source: RefSeq, a predicted model, not a curated record